This is a messenger RNA of Prorocentrum cordatum, 4771 nucleotides long. NCBI's taxonomy places the organism in Eukaryota, Dinophyceae, Prorocentrales, Prorocentraceae. The record is from the annotation of a GenBank genome assembly.
UCAGAGCGUUUCCAUGGAGGGCAAGGACGAAUGGGUACCUGUCGACAUAGAUGCCGACAAGAAGGAGGAGGGCCCGGAGGUAAAGUCACCUUCGGCGGCAGCGAGCUCCGGACCUACGACCCAGGUCAAGCGGGAGUUCGUCUUCAACGGCCAGAAGAUGGAGUAUGUCACCUCGGAGGGCAAGGUCAAGGAGAGAGAUCCGGGCAACGCGCACCAGGGUCGCAAGAAGGAGAAGCAGAUGGAGCUGGACCCGGCGUUCGCACUGCAGGUGGACCCCCGCGACCCGAGGACCACACGGGGACCGUGCGGGCAGACGCAUCGCAAGUACUUCACGGUCAACAACCAGUGGGGCCAGACCAGGACGUGCUAUCGGUGCGGGCUGAGGUUGCUCUACGUUCCGACGGCGAAGGCGCCGAUGACGAACCUCAGCAUGCAGCAUCCGAAGUUGGUGGAGUCCGGCCUGGAGUUGGUGCGGCACUGCAACCUGUGGGAGACGGCCAAUCACGAGCAGGUGACCGCGAUGAUCAACAUCGCCACCUCACUUCGGAGGCUCCCCGGGACCGAGAUCCGACACGCGCCGGACGCGCUGCUGGAGAUGUUGGGGGCAGCGAAUCCCAGGACACUACUCGCAGGACUGGCUUUGGCCAUGACCGUGGGUACGAUCACAGAGGCAGUGGAGAUCUGCUGCCAUCCCAACAGCAUGCUGACCGACGAGUGCACCAACAUCGGCCUCAGCAUGGAGCGGAUCAGCAUCGAGAACGGCUACAACCUCAGCACGAAGGCGGGGUUCGAGGCCGCUAGCAAGAAGCUGGACGAGGUGAUGCCGAAGAGGGCUUGGAUAUCGCUACCAUGCACACUAUGGACUUCACUUACGAACUUCAACUACAAGACACCAGAGGCACGUGCACGCCUCGAGAAAGACCGACUUCGAGACCGACGACGUGUGAAGUAUGGAGUUCUCCUGUUGCUAAAGAUUGUUGACAACGGAGGCGAAGUCUACUUCGAGUGGCCUCACAGGUGUCAAGGCUGGAAGAUUCCCGAGCUCAACUUUCUACGCACGGAGUUGAGGCGUCGGGGACGACACGUCUUCGAGGAUCGGAUCGACGGGUGCAUGUACGGCCUCAGGGACUACAACACUAACGAGCUCGUCGAGAAGGGCUGGAGGAUCAUGACCACCGACCCGGAGUUCUCCAAGGUCGCGACCGUGUGUGACCACUCACACGGCCACCGAGUCAUCAGCGGGAAGCUACACACUGCAGCCACAGCCUACUACCCGCAGGCGAUGUGCAAGGCAAUUGCCCGACUAUGGCAUGCUCAACUCCGGACCCCGAUCGACCUCAACAUGGCCCUGGAGAACCCUGCUGUCCUCGACCUCGAGAAUGCCUACCUGAUGGAGCGGGACACCGGGAGCAUCUACGUCGCUGACCCCACGGAUCCCGAAAGGGAACAGGUGCGGGCGAUGUUGAGCAGGAUCCACAAGGCUGCAGGGCACCCAGGGAACGAGCACUUGGCUUACUGGUGCAAGAAGCGACAGUGUCCACGCUGGAUCAUCGAGGAAGCGAUCAACCUACGCUGCGAGGCAUGCGACCUGGUCAAGCACGGCCUCACCCACAAGGUCAAGGCGAGCCUCGACAUCCCCAUGGCACCUUGGCAGGCAGCCGUCAUGGACGUUUCCGACCUGACGUUCCCGGACUUGAAUGUGAAGGCCAGGUUUCUUCUCAUCGCAGAGGUCGCCACCGGCCUGAUGUGUGGAGACAUCACUGCGAAGAUCGGCCUCAAAGAUAAAGGCACGGAUUCGUCAGCUACACUGUUCACGACGUUUGCCAGAACCUACCUUCAACACUACCCCAAGCCAAGGUGGGUUUUCGUCGAUCCUCAGCCAUCUUUUGUGGGCGGCGAGUUUAAAGACAACUGCCAGUUGGCCGGCAUCGGCGUCUCAGCGAAACCAGGAGGAGCACAUUGGAUGGCUGGCGACAUCGAGCGCCGCAUCUCGACCGUCAAGCAGGUAAUGAGGAAGCUUCGCCUACAAUACCCGAAGCUGAGUCCCGAGACCGUGUUUUACAUCUCGAUUGCGGCGGCCAACAACAUGGACAACAUCAAGGGCUACACGCCGAUGCAGUGGGCUUUCGGGUUCUCUCCCACCGAGGACCCAAUCUUGGCGCAUAACGCAGCUACUGGCAAGUUGAAGUCCGACUUCUUCGAGAUCGAGCGGGUACGAGCGGAUGCAGAGGCGACUUACCUGAAGGAGAAGGCGUCCAGGAAGAUCUCAGAGCUGAAGAACUCAGCCCCACGACCUCGACAUGAAUAUAAACGAGGCGACUGGGUCUGUGUCUGGCGGUCGUACGCUGCGACAGGGAAGCGAAAGCUUUCCGGGCAGGAUUUCUUCACGGACGGCCUCUUCAUCGGACCGGGCAGAGUUCUGUUCUCCGAGCCGGCGGUCCAGACAGGCAACAAGGACGGCGUGAUCUGGGUCAUCAUGGGCAACCGAUGCUGGCGCUGCGCAGCUGAGCAACUGCGGCCAGCCACGCAGUCGGAGAUCGUCCAGAUCAACCUGAAGAAGGACGACAUCCUCAACAGUCCGCUCGAGGACGUCUGGAGGCACCUCCAGGACUUUGACGACAUCGCCGGGGAGCCCUCCCCAACGGCAGAUGGCAUGAGGAUGCUACCACGUCAACCUCUUGAGGGCAUGCCGAGGGUGAUCGAGAAUCCCGAUGUGGCCGUGGAACCCCACGACGUCACGGAGGCAGAUGACGACCUGGAGGUCGACGAGGCGGCGACCGACCAUGUGGAAGCCAGCGAGACCGACAUCAUCAACUUCGUGCAGGAUCCGAAUAACGAGGCCGAGAUGGACCUGAUGAAGAUUGAGAUCGAGACGGACCUUGAGGAGUUCUGCUUCGAUGCGAGCGCGUACCUGGAGAAGCAGCUGAACCGAGUGGCCAACAACACGGUCAAGAAGGGUGUGCAGGUUUCGUUUGGCCGCAUGAGCCCCGAGGAGAAGCCACUGUUUCAAGAGGCAAUGGCACGGGAGCUGGCGGGACAUCUGGAAGUACCGACAGUCCGGGCUGCAUCGGUUUACGCUGACUACAAUCAUGGAAAAGACAUUCCAGCGGACAAGCUGAUCAAGAUGAGGUGGCUACUGACCUGGAAGCCUUUGACACCACCUGAACCACCGGACAAGUCGGACCCACACCCCGUGAGCACGCCGGACGGGAAGUUCAAGGCGAAGGCCCGUAUCAUUCUGUUGGGCUUCUCACAUCCAGACCUUGUCAGUCGCGACAAGUUCGGAGAUCGGGUGCUUCCCACGGCGUCACCAACCAUUUCAAGAAAAGGGAAGCUGGCACUCCUCCAGAUGGCUGCUUUCCACGGCUGGACCUUCGAGCUAGCCGACGCGAAGUCCGCCUUCCUGCAGGCCGGGCACACCGAGGAGUGGAGGAAGCUCUACACGAAGGGCGUGAAGGAGCUCCGGCAGGCCUUGCAGAUCAACGAGGAGGAGUCCAUGCGAGUCCUGGCAGCGAUCUACGGGAUCACGAAUGCGCCGUGGGUUUUCUGGAAGUACGUGGACCACAAAAUCCACGAAGCAGGAGGCAAGAGCGUCCUCAUCGAGCCAUGCAUCUGGAUCAUUCAGGACCAGGACGGCACCGUGUGCGGGGUCAUCGGCUCGCACGUGGACGACUUUGGCAUCGCAGGCGACAGCGACAACAAGUUCUACCUCGACAUGAAGAACAUGCUGAAGGAGAUGCUGCGGUGGUCUCCAUGGCGAAGCACGCCGUGCAUGUGGGCCGGCAUGUGGAUCACCCAGGAGCCAUCGGGCAAGAUCCAUGCCAGCCAGGAGGAGUUCUGUCACCAGCUCCUCGAGAUCAGGGUUGAGUCCGGCAAGUACCUCUCGAAGGAUGACAAGCUCAAGCCGGAGGACGUCACCCAGUUCAGGGCAGGCCUGAUGAAAUGCCAAUGGAGAGCGACACAGACAGCACCACAGUUCUCAUGUCGGGUGUCACUGUUGGCUCAACGGGUGAACGAGGCGACGUUCGGGGACCUGAAGGACACGAACGCCCUCAUACGCGAUGUGAAGCGGACCGCUCGUGACUCCCUGGUGUUCCACAACUUCAAUAGCAACUGUGGCGGCAAGCUGAAGUGGGACGACCUAGUGAUCGUGACGUGGGUCGACGCAAGCAGACUACUACAACGAGGAGGCUACAUCGUGGCGUUCACCACGGCCGAGAUCCUCAAGCAGAAGGAAUGUGCAGUAUCGAUCGCCGACUGGAGAUCGUACAAGCUCAAGCGCACCGGCAUCGGCACCAACGGCUGCGAGGGCCAGGCCCUGUACGACGGCGAGAACGCCGCGUACCUGAUGCGCAUGCUGUGGUCAGUCAUGCACGGAGUUCCAGUCACCGCGCACACUCAGGAGGAGGUGGCGCAAUCCAUGACCUCGGUGCUGGUGAUCGACAGCCGAGGAGUUUAUGAUUCAGUUCACAACAAGGAGAGCUUCGGCAUAGGCCUGAGCGACGCGAGGACCGGCGUGGAGGUUUUGCAUGUGAAGGCGAACUGCGGGCCCGAGAAGAACCAGCACUUGGUUUGGGUACCCUCGGACCUCAAUCUCACCGACGGCCUCACGAAGGACAGUCCCGAGGCAAGGAAGCCUCUGGCUCUGUGGCUUGCACGGCGUACCUGGAUCAUCAGGUACGAUGAGGAUUUCAUGUCAGCCAGGAAACGACAGCGAGCCAACAAACUCGCUCAGGACAAGCCGCAGGCACCUACGGACGCUGAAGCCGAG